CUUCUUACACCGUCAAAUUGGCGUUGUAUGCGGAUCUCCAUCAGUGCAAUUGGACACUAGAAGUAGCGAAGAUCCGCUCGUCUUUCCGAUUGUAUUGGCCCUCAUCUCGUCUAUCUCACACCUCGACUCAACUGAGAACGGCCAGACUGCGCGAUGUCCGCACAGACAUGGACGCUAGGUGUUCCUGAUCGCGAGAGGCUGAUCCAGGCGGCGUUCGACGCCAAGAAGAACGCCUAUUGCAAGUAUUCCAACUUCCCCGUCGGCGCUGCGCUCCUGACGGCGAGCGGCGAGGUCAUCCGCGGCGCGAACAUCGAGAACGCUUCAUACGGUGGGACAAUCUGCGCGGAGCGCACCGCUAUCGUCAAGGCAGUGAGCGAGGGAAUCCGGUCGUUCGUGGGCCUCGCCGUCGUAACCAACAUCGCCGAGGCGACGUCACCUUGUGGUAUCUGCCGCCAGGUGCUGCGCGAGUUCUGCGCGCUGAACAUGCCCGUGCUGCUCGUGCCCGCGGACUACGACCAGCGCGUCGCGGAGGGCAAGGCGGGCGGCGGCGUGCUGGAGACGAGCAUAGGCGAGCUGCUCCCGCACAGCUUCGGCCCAGAGCACCUCGAGCUGCCCAGGCAGUCCUAGGGUCCGCGCGGACGAAGGACGGAAUGUGUAUGCUGAUGUGUAGUGUACAGUGUACAGUGUGCAUGCUAUCUAAGUUCUCGUCUCUAUUGCUACAUCGUCGCUCCCA
Messenger RNA from Postia placenta MAD-698-R-SB12, 733 nucleotides. RefSeq lists its product as hypothetical. The record is from RefSeq and is a predicted model, not a curated record. Gene Ontology annotation, molecular function: zinc ion binding; cytidine deaminase activity. Gene Ontology annotation, cellular component: cytosol. The transcript has 6 exons. The coding region runs from base 154 to 627 and encodes 157 amino acids. Lineage: Eukaryota; Fungi; Basidiomycota; Agaricomycetes; Polyporales; Adustoporiaceae.